Molecule: messenger RNA, 2408 nt
Organism: Portunus trituberculatus (swimming crab)
Lineage: Eukaryota; Metazoa; Arthropoda; Malacostraca; Decapoda; Portunidae
Product: trichohyalin-like
Exons: 8
Coding region: 232-987 (251 amino acids)
Source: RefSeq, a predicted model, not a curated record
UUCUUCACCCCUUCACCCCUUCACCCUGGUCUGCCCUCCCUCCCCUCAUGUCCUUCACCUCCUCCCAUCCCACAGCAUCACCCCUUCAUCUUCCACACGCAACAUUUUUCCUUCCCUAUUCCCCCAUCAUCCACCACCACCACCACCAUCACCGCCACCACCACCACCACCACCACCACCACCACCUACAAGUACAAUGGCGUGGCGGUGGCGGUGGCGAAGGAGGAGGCGAUGCGGGAGGAGUGUGAGGUCCUUCGUCAGGAUAAUAAGUACUUGACCAUGCAAAAACAGGAGGCCAUGAGUCGCAUAGACCUACUGAAGAAUAAGCUGGAUGAACUUAUACAGAACUACGCCUCCAUUGCUCCUAUUAUUGACACCAAGAACAGGCUGCUGGGGGAGGUGGAGCGCCUGCAGGAGGAGCAGAAGGAGGCUAAGCAGAGGCACGCCAGAGAGGUGGAGCUGCUGAAGAAGGAGAUGGAGGAGUCGCAGGCGGAGGACGAGCGGAGACUGGAGGAGGCGGUGCAGGAGGAGAAGAACAAAGCUCUGAAGGCGGCGGAGGAGGCGGUGGCGGCGCUGCAGCAGAAGGAGGAAGAGCUGAAGGCGUUGAGGGAGGAACUGCAGGAGGAACAACGCAAACAUGAAAAAAUCUUGGCGGAGGAGAAGGAAAAGCUGCACGAGGAACAGGAGCAGCUGCGUGGUCGCCUGGCGCAGCUGCAGAAGACCAUCAACUCACGCCAGCUGGCAGACCUCGAUCUCUUCGCCAGCAAGCUGCAGGAGCAUCGCCUCGAGUUCCAGGAAAAACUGAAGGAGAAAGACGCCCAGCUGACGGAGGCACGGGAGGAGCUGCAGGCGGCCCGAGAGACCCUUCGGCACCAGCAGCUCCUGAAUGUAGUGAGGGGCGUCACCACCACCACGCACGCACGCCCCGCCAACGCCAUCCACGCCUCUAGCUACCCCUGCCUCCUCUCCAUUGCUAGGUGGUGGUAAUAAUGAUACAGGAGUGGGAGGUGACAUCACUGACGUGGACGUGGGCUGUGAAUCAGAACCUGGCGUUAAGAAGAUCAAAGUCUCCCAUAACCGCACUCAACCCACCCCAUCCCGUCCCCCUCCAUCCAGGACCCCUACCCUACCCUCACCACCCACCACACUCGCGACGCCCACCAUCACCUCCAGGGCGUCGCCUCUCAGAACGCCCACGCCUGCCUCGCGCCCACAACGCUCGGCGACACACCUCACCAAACGUGUACUGUACUCCGGCAAGUCCUUCCUCAUGGAUGAGCCGCGGCGGUAAUCUUUUUUCUUCCCUCCACGACCUAUUCUCUCUCUCUCUCUCUCUCUCUCUCUCUCUCUCUCUCUCUCUCUCUCUCUCUCUCUGAUAAUUCAAAUGCUCCUUUGUUUUGUGUAAUUUCAAUUUAGCUCAAUUUGCCUUCGUUGCCUUAAAGACAACGAAGGCAAAGCAACUGUAGUCACGGCAAAGUUUGAACCAGUCCACCGCUCGUCUUGCUGCCAGUGGUUGGAAAUAUUCUCAACUCGCACUCGCCUUAAUGAAGCUGAGAGAGGGCCGUACCAAGCACUCCCAACACUGCCUCGGCCUCUUUUAAGCACAAAGGAAGCAAACCAAUGACAAAGUAAAAUAAAACAAGGCCACUAAUUGCCACUCCUUGAAUAAAAGAAAGUAAAGGAUGUGUAGACAGAACCGAUUAAGGAAUGUUUGAUAAUUACAAAUGACUUCCUUCAGGAGUGGGGAGUGACGUGGACGUGGGCUGUGAAUCAGAACCUGUCAUUAAGAAGAUCAAAACCGCCCAUAACACUAUACAGACACCCAGAACAUCCACUCUUCCCACACCACCCACCACACUCCCGGCGCUCACCACCACGCCCGCCUCGCACCCACAGCUGCCCGCACACCUCAGCAAACGUGUGCUGCUCUCCUGCGAGUCCUUCCUAAUGAAAGAGGUGCGGCUGUGUCUAAGUCCUUUGUAUUCUCUAUAUUUCUCUCGUGAAGGAGAAUAACUUGCUUCUUUCUUGUCUUUUCUUCAGUGGUUAUAUUUCUUGUUACAAAGAGGAUGUUUACUUAAGAACCAGAAUUACUUGCUGUUCUUCUUCAGUGUUUAUAUUUCUCGUUACAUAGGGACGCUUAUUUAUGAAGGAGAAUAACUUGCUUCUUUCUUGUCUUUUCUUCAGUUACAAAGAGGACACUUACUUAUGUCCUGUAUGCUUCUCCUGUUUUUUUUUUUUUUUUUCUGGAAAAGAGGAUAAGAAAUUUACAUUUAUUGGCAUUUUCAUUUUUUAGUAAAAGUUGUGUUUCCUCCACUAACAGUAAUCACAACAACUUGUUACACCUGCACUGGUUUCCGUGUGUUUGUUAAGUUGUGACAUGAAUUUGUUGCAAUGAUGAUGAAUUGUUC